Messenger RNA from Armigeres subalbatus, 3879 nucleotides. RefSeq lists its product as uncharacterized. The record is from RefSeq and is a predicted model, not a curated record. The coding region runs from base 71 to 1678 and encodes 535 amino acids. The transcript is spliced from 7 exons. NCBI's taxonomy places the organism in Eukaryota, Metazoa, Arthropoda, Insecta, Diptera, Culicidae.
UGAUUGUCUUUAGUAACAGCGUAAGUGCAAGACGUGAAAAAAAAAAUCUCCCGUGAAAACCAGCAGAAAAAUGGAAAUUGAAACGAAAGAGGAGCUUGUAGAAAUAAUUGUUGCACAGGACGAAUUAUCCGAUGAUGCUGAUCCGGAUGUUCCCGAGAAUGAAGCCCUUCGGUAUUUGGUUACCGAAAGUUGGGGCUUGGAUGCAACUGUGUACGAGAUUCUAAUUGCUCAUGGUUAUACAAUGGAUUACCUCAAGAUUUUGGACGAAAAGGCUCUUAACGAUGUGUUCUCCAUCACAAAAUGGACGGCUCAUAAACAUGCACUCCGUCGAAGACUAAUAUCGUGGGAUGAAAGUGUGCUUUACCAAGAGGCUGGUUCAGAAACCGUAGCUAAAACAAGUACCAUAACCACCGACCAAAGCCCACCAUCGGAACCAAAGGAUCGGAAACUUCUUCCGACGAAUGUUACCACGGCUCUUUUGGACAACAUUUUGCAGCGAAAUGAAAAAGGAAAGAUUGUUUCGAAAUACUACCAACUUCAGCAUCGGCUCGAUAAGCAACAUCGCAAAUACUUGGCGCACACAAUCGUGGAUUAUUACAUUGCAAACCAAAAAUAUUUUUCGCUACCGGAUAUGGAAAGAUUUGCCGAGCUCAUUGUGGACCGUUUUCCUCCAGAAAUAGCUAUGACAUAUUACAAUCCGCGUAAUAUCUGUGCAAAUAAAAGGCACCCAUCCGGUAUGUUGUACGACCGUUUUCACAACAGGAAGAAAAGUUGUAUUACAAGCAUUUCUAACGUACCAAAAGUUGAACCAAGUUUUCAUUCAGAACAAAAGCUGGCGGCACUGGAAUUAUCUGCAACAGAAAUUCGUCGGUUGGAGUCAAGUAAAACUUGGCUUCGAAACAAUUGUGCACCUGGUCAUCUAGUACUGAGCCAGUGGAAACAGUCAAUUCUACUGCGUUUGAGAAGUAUUCACCUCGACAAAGACAUAAACAAAUCAACAGUAAUGUCUGAGUGGCCUCGGUACCUUGAUGAAGACGGCUACUUACUGGUUGAUGUCGACUUUGAUUAUCUAUUUCAAAGAACAGGCAAGUCUAACAAGCUGUUGGAAGAAUGGGAAUCAUUCUGCUCGAUUUUUCUUGAAUACCUUUCCUCAGGGGACGUCAGGGACGAUAAUUCACGUCAGCUUCUUUGUAGGCUUGAAGAAGACGAUCACCCAGAAGAUACAAGAGACUUUGUCCUUUGUGUAGCAUUCCACGGUCUCGUCAAACCAGUAAGAGCAUCAUCAAAAAAGCUUUCAACAAUUCUUCAAGCACAAAUCGAUACUUGUAACAUUUGUGAAACCCAAGAAGAACUUAUUGAAUCGCUGAAUUCGCAAAGAAGUGAGCUGGAAUCAAAAGGCGUACAAUUUUCGCCAAGAAUUUACGCUGUUGGUCAAAUCGACAAUUUUGAGGGUUUUUUUGUCGUAACUAAUAAGCUGGUCUACAAGCUACCAUCUCUCAUACGUUGCCUGGACGUUGUCGUAAAGCUGAAGUUUGCCUUGGAUCUGCAGUUCCCGGAGAGCAGUGAACUGUUCUGGGUGUUUGUCAGUAAAUAUUUUUACGAUAUUGACUACACUCAAAAGUCGAAAAACACACAAAUAUUGCAGUUGCUUGCCUUCCUGGAAUCACACAAGAAAUGAAGUGCCUUCUGGAUCACCUAACAUUAAUUCAUGAAACACCAUCUAAUUUCAAACACCAUUCAAAUAUAAAUGCUUAACAUGUGUUCCAGUAACAUAAUUUCCUGAUAUAAACCGUACCAAGAGGCAUAGAAAACCAUAUGUGCAGAGUUCUGCAAGACUGCUGCUAGCAAAGUGAUCUAUAAUACACCGUUAGCGAUAUAACUUCCGAAGUUCGUGAAAUAUGAAAUUAUUCGAAAUUCAAGAUGUAUUAUUAACUUCAAAUAAAUAUUUGGACGCAGUAUGUUAAGAAAAAUAUUUUUAAAAUUUUUCUCUCUCGAUUCUACAUUUUAUUUAAGGUCAACUUUCCCAAAGAACCAAAGAACAUUGGAUCAAUUCUUCAGCCCGGUUCACACGUGCAGCACUUUUUAAGUUUUUGUUUUUUUAAAUAGUUUGAGGCUUCAAAAAUGUGGUUUCUUUGAGAAGUUGACCUUUAAUGAGUCAAAAAAUUGACUGGCAAUAAAACGAGAAAGUUUUGAUGGGGCGAACUGAACAUUCUACAUGGAAGUAGAACUGACACCUUCAAAGUAAAAAACGUAAAUUCAAAAUCAUCAAAUCAGGACAUAUUGUGUUGUUUUCGUGUUACCACGGUGCGUAAUUAUAAAUCGUUAGGAAAAGACCAGCAGUAGACAGAAAUACUAUAGAAGCCGAGAUAGGAGCAAUAGUGAACGUCGAAAGUGUGUAACAAAAAACGAACGGUCAUGUUCCCUGAUUGAUAAAGUUGAUUGGUACGACACAUUGUGUAUUAAGAAGCGUCCAUAGCUUACGUAACGCAUAAAGUGGGGCAACUUGUGGGGAGGGGUCUUGUAACAAGUGUGACUAUCUAUAAAAAAAAUCAGAUGCUAAAUAAAAAAGUUUGGUUUUGGAGUGAUCAUAUAGCCUUUACGUAUACUCAGUAUACGAGAAAGGCAAAAAGUUCGAUGUACAUGUGUGAAAGGGGUAUUCAUUUGCGUUAUGUAAUUAAACUUAUUUUAUUCAUGAAAUUUUCUCUAUAGAAAACGUCCAUAAAUGACGACGCCUAAAAAGAAGGAAAAGUAAAAUAGGUUACGAUAGCAUACCAUUAUGAGUUUAAUUAAUUUCAUAGUUUAUAAGGGUGUCCAAUCUACAAAGUGACCUUCACGAGAGUAGUGAAAAAUAAACUAUUUAAAAAUCGUUCUAAUUGAUUGGAAUUUACUUAUUUUCAAUUCGAUCAAAUAUAGAACUGGUGGUUGUAUGAGUAUCAUGUAGUUGAUAUAAAUCUGAAAUAUAUUCAAUUUGAAACAGUUCAUAUUGAUUAAAAAUUUAGGGUGUGCAAUCGAAACUGUCCAUAUUGCCUCUAGUCUAGAAGCUAGCCUCUAGUUAACAUAUGUACUUCUUUUGUUAUACGGGACAUAUUAAAAUCGUUGUUGAUAAGAUGAUUAUUCGAUGGGUCACCCAUACAUGUGUAUACCGUAAAUAAAAAUAACUUUAUAUGGCUGGAGAAAUACUUUUGUAAAUAAAAUUUGAGAAUCACGGUAAAAAUAAAAAUAAACUAUAGAACAAACGACUUCAUGUUUGAUUUAACUAUAGAAAGUAUAUUUUACCAUACAAGAUGGUUUUCUCUUUUGACCAUGCUAGUUUAUUUAUAACAGUAAAAUAGUUCUUAAAUUAACCGUUUAAGCAUGGUAAAAGUAACAGAUUUAUCUUAUAAAAUUAACAGGCAAACGUUAACAAUCAAUAGUUUAAUUGACAAUUUUGUAGUAGAUAUUACCAUGUUAGUGCAAACCUGGGAUAAUAGUGAAAAAUACAAUAUGUUUUGUUGAAUUAAAUAUGAAAUCACUUCGGUUGAAAAACGUUGGUGCUGGUCUGUUAAGGCUCUAUAAACCGUAAUCAAUUCGAUAAUGACGAUGAUUUUAUCCGAAUCCGCACUAAUACUAAUAAAGUUUUGAACUAAAUUCAAUAUUUUAGGGCUAUUUGUCGACUUACCUCCAUCAUAGCAUAUUCAUUACAUUUUCAUAUCAAUUUUUCACUUAUCUAAAUUAUCAAUUACUGAGGAAUUGCUGAAAAAACGCUGAAAACUGCCUUUUUUCCUGAGUCGGCAUUCGUAUUUUUUCGAACGCAUACUAACUCCGAACGUUCGGAGCAAACACGUACACACGCACUUGAUUUUUCACUUGAUCUUUUUCCACUGUUUCCUUGAUUUAAUC